AUGGCUCUGGCGUACCCCGAAGGCGAGUGCUUCUUCAAGCGCUCCGCAUUGAACUCCAGCAACAAGAACUACUACCAAGCCGACCGUGCGGACCACUUCUAUGGCCAUUUCCUUCUUGAGUUCAUUUGGAAUGUGCCUACUCACACGGGAGAUGCCGCACGCAAAGAUCAUAAGCACCCGCGUUCCACAUACCACCUGAAUGACCUGAGUUAUUGGACGCCACCGCCGAUUAUAUCGAAGACAAAUGGCCCCUACAUCGGAAGCUGGUCACAGCUGCCUUUCGUUUAUGGGUCGCACUACUCGAAAGGGAAACAGCGCCGUAUGCAGCACAAUCUCUGCACAAAUGCCGACCGGCUUCAGGCGCAGAUGAAGGGUGGUGCUAUGGAGUCCUGGUUCAUGAUCAUGCCGAUGCCCAAGAGGCAGGAAGGCUGGGUCUUCAUUGAUCGCCUGACCAAUAUCCGAGGCAUCUACAUCCCAGUAGCACACCAAGCAUCCGAAGACCAUCCGGAACUUUGCACCUUUGUGCAUGUCAACCUUGCUGCAGCAGACACCAAUGUCAAUAUGUUUCAUCACGCCGGCAAUGCGAGCAACCCCAAAACGUUCUGGAAGCCGGUCACCCUGAGGAAGACAGUCGGUCUGCAGGAUUGGGGCAGCUUGACCGUGGGGUUCAACAUCAACGGCCUUGUGAAUCUUCUCUCCCUACCCCGCCAGCUACGUGCCCAAAAUGCCUUUACCUCGAAGAAUAUCAUUAUUGUCGAUAGUGAUAUCGUGGCAAGCCCGAAGCUCGAGCGAAGCUUUAACGACGACACAGACUUUGACUGGGCUCAGGUUGCCCGUGCAAACUUUGGCCUGAGUAUCCAAUGGAAGCCUGCCCCACAAAAGCAGGACUGGUUGGAGAACUUCUUGAAGAACUCUUUGACCAUUGCUGUCGGCUUCAUCCCCGGCAUUGGGCCAAUUGCGGCUAUUGCGUUCCCGUUGAUCUGGACGGCUAUUGCUGACCCGGACUCAUUCGUGGAUACCUGGAGGAAUCUCUGUCCCGGGGUGGAUCUGCAGCUGAAGCUCCUGGAGGCUAUCAAAGAUAGCGCUAAGGAGACUCGGGAAUACCUACCAGAUGGAUGGGAGAAGACUGCCCUCGGUCCUAAGUUUCUCUCCCGUCCUCCCACCGGUGGAAUGAAGGUAGCUGCUUUGGUUGCUGAACCCGGCAACGAACAGGUGGAUCUGGACUCAGAGGCUCUUAUCGCCAAUGAACUAAAGGCCUUGAUAGGCGAGUCUGCCGAUGGACUUGGCAAGGCCUUGGAUCCCGGGAGACCAGAGGACCAAAUUGUCAUCCUGGAGGCUGAUAUGGAGGUUGUUGGAGAUGGUAACGUCGAAGGAAAUGACCACCGCCUGGAUGACCAGGUAGGAGCAGAGCUCGUCCCCGACCAAGUGACUCUGGAUGAGGUCGGCCCCGACAUGAGCUUUAGACUGGCUGAGCAAGCCCUGAAAGAGACUGCCAGGUCAGAGGAUGAAAGUGAGUGGAAGAAACUCGUGGACAACGCCAUGGAGACAGCCAAGGAUAUAGCUUCCAAGCUGCCCAGUCUACCUGGAAUAGGACACAAGGAUAAAGCUUCCAGCAACGACAAGCAGAAUGACACUACUGAGGACCCGACUGUCAGUGAUGGGCCUGUUAAUGAUUUCAACUGGAUGGAUGAAUACUUCAAAGCCCUGUUUUCGGGCACUCUUCCACUCGAAGGACAGGCAUGA
This is a messenger RNA of Aspergillus nomiae NRRL 13137, 1743 nucleotides long. RefSeq lists its product as uncharacterized. NCBI's taxonomy places the organism in Eukaryota, Fungi, Ascomycota, Eurotiomycetes, Eurotiales, Aspergillaceae. The coding region runs from base 1 to 1743 and encodes 580 amino acids. The transcript is spliced from 3 exons. The record is from RefSeq and is a predicted model, not a curated record.